Messenger RNA from Ilex paraguariensis (yerba mate), 2323 nucleotides. The record is from the annotation of a GenBank genome assembly. NCBI's taxonomy places the organism in Eukaryota, Viridiplantae, Streptophyta, Magnoliopsida, Aquifoliales, Aquifoliaceae.
CAAGCCCCAACCCUAGCUUCCUCGCUACAUAGUUGUUGACAUCUUGUCCUCAUCAGAAGCUGCGGACCAUCUUCAAACCCUUUCGCUAUAUUACAUUCACACUCACAGGUUCCUCAGAUCUGAAAUCCUCAAGCUUCAUGGGCUCCAAGAGGGGUGACUUUGGCGAUGGAGCCAGUCCCGGAAAGAUUUUCAUUGGCGGCUUAGCGAAAGAUACUACCUUGGAUACGUUUGUGAAGUACUUUGGGAAGUAUGGAGAGAUAACCGAUUCGGUUAUAAUGAAAGAUCGGCACACCGGUCGUCCAAGGGGUUUUGGUUUUAUCACCUAUGCCGAUCCCUCGGUUGUAGACACUGUUAUUGCUGAAACCCAUAUCAUCAAUGGAAAACAAGUUGAGAUCAAAAGAACGAUUCCAAAAGGCUCUGCUGAAUCCAAGGAUUUUAGAACAAAGAAAGUAUUUGUUGGUGGGAUUCCAACGUCUGUAAAUGAAGAUGAGUUCAAGAAUUUCUUCUCAAACUAUGGGAAAGUGGUGGAGCACGAGAUUAUUCGAGAUCACGCGACCAAACGCUCUAGAGGCUUUGGGUUUGUUGUAUUUGAUAAUGAACAAGUUGUUGAUAAUAUGCUGGUUGAUGGUAAUAUGAUUGAUAUGGCUGGUACAAAGGUUGAGGUCAAGAAGGCUGAACCAAAGAAACCCUCAAACCCAGCUUCAGCUUCUGCAUAUGGUAGUGACUCUAGGGGACGUGCAUACGAUGAUAGUUUUGGUGGAUUUGGCAACUCCUAUAGCGGGUUCGGCAGAGGCGGUUUUGGCCCUGCUUCUUAUAGGUCAUUUGAAGGUAGGUUUGGUGACUAUGGUGGGUAUGGCGGCAGUGGUGGUCAAUUUGGUGGUCGCUAUGGGGACUUUGGUGGUAGUGAUUUUGGUGGUUAUCGUGAAGAGCCAUCACUUGGCUAUUCUAGUCGCUUUGGUUCUUAUGCUGGAGGGUACGUUGGGGGAUAUGGUGGGAGUGGUUUAGGUGCAUAUGGCCGUGGAGGUGCAGACUAUGGGAGUUAUGGCGGGGCAGGCUCUGGUGCUGGUUAUGAUUCUGGCCCAGGUGCUGGUUAUGGUGGAGCAGGAGGGCUGUAUGGAAGUAGGGCAGGUUAUAGUGGCGGUAGUCGUUACCACCCCUACGCCAGGUAGAUUUCCUAAUCAUAGGAGUUGCACACCGUAUCUCAGUUAUUGAUCUUGUGGUUCAGAGUUGGUAGACAUUCAAAGUUCUUACUGCCAGGAGACAAUAUCUAGAAGAUCAGAAGAACCACUAGUUUUUUCUGUUCACUCUAUGUCUUAGAGAACCAGAUAUAGAUAAUCAUCUCUAGAGUAUCACCAUGUCUGUCUUUUUAAGCUAGUAUUGUUUUAUUGUAAAAUUUGAGUUUGAGUUGAUGUAUUUUCUAAGGAUUUACUUGUUAACACUGCUUGUUAUUCCAUACAUGGACUUAGAAGUGGUCAUGGCGAAGCAGUUCUUAGGUCGGGAUACUCUUACCAGGUUUUGUUAUAGUUAGUUGUUUGUGUGCUUUCUGCAACAUUUGUGCUAAUCUGCAGUGGUGGACCUCUGCCCCCUUUCUUUUCCCUUUUGGUGGGCCGUUUCUGAUAAGUCUGCAGAGGGGCUUAAAUAUCCAAAUUUACUUGGAUAUUUACAAGCUUUCAUUCGUUGUGUGCGCUCCCAUUGCAUGGUAAUUUGGAUGAGUUGUGAUUUUUGGAGUCCUGGUUUAGCUCACAAGUUCAUUUCCUGGGCUAGUGUUCAGACUUGAGGCUUAAUUAUGGUGCCAAUUGAAUUGGUUUCUGCACUGCAGAGGUAUGGCCUAUGGGCUAACCCAUUGCUUCUAGAGAUGGGGAUUUUUAUUAUGUCAUACUUAAGUGUGAUCUUGAAUGUUUGCCAGAAUAUUUGAUUCAUUGUUACAUCUUUCCAUGUCAAAUUUUAUUGCUAGUUUUUGGGGUUUUAUCGAGCUGGCUAAUUUAAUUGUAUGCAUAAUGGUUCUGAUGAACUUCUUUGGCUUGUCGUAGUGCUGAUUCUGUGGACACAUUUGUUCUCGAAGUUAACAUUUGAUGUUUUUCCUGGAUGGUCCUCUAGAUUUGGUUUCUGUUGAUGUGUAAUCAAUGAUAAUCAUUUAAUCGUUGUGUUGUUGUGAUUUCCACUAAUGCUGUACUUUUCUCGUAAGCCAUGGUGGGACCCUGUUGUAUAACAAUCCUUUCAAAGGCAUCCAAUAGAAUUUUGAAAUGUACAUUUUCCUUAGCACUAUAUGGAUUACUUGAAAUCUUUUGUCAAUGGAAGCUGGUUUCGACUCUUUGAAUGAUAC